Messenger RNA from Rotaria sordida, 750 nucleotides. The record is from the annotation of a GenBank genome assembly. Lineage: Eukaryota; Metazoa; Rotifera; Eurotatoria; Philodinida; Philodinidae.
AUGCCAAGAAAUUUAAUAAACUUUAAUACAGACUGGCUUCAUCGAGCUGAUUCCAACAACGAUUCGGUAAACAUAUGGCUGAAAAAGGGCUCCACACCUACAACUUUCAAGUGCAGUUUAUGUCAAACAGGUGAUCUAAGUUGUGGUAAUCAAGGUUGGAAAGCAAUAGAACAACAUAUGAAUAUUAAUAAACAUAAAGAAAUAUUACGUCAAUGGAAACAGAAUGCCAAAUUUCGUGUGGCAAAUCAAACACGAUCAGAUCCAGCUGAUUCAUUUACAUCCACCUCUAUUGGUAUUCCAAUAUUAGAUACAAAUACAAACAAAAAUAAACCUUUAACAUUAGAUGAUCAAGUAACAAAAGCUGAAAUUCUAUGGUCGUUAAAAGUUGCUCGAAAAGGUCUAAGUUAUAACUUAUGUGAUGAAUUAAAUGAAUUGUUUUCAUCAAUGUUUUCUGAUUCUUCAAUUGCCGAAAACUUUAGUAUUCAAUCUGAUAAAAUGUCUUAUGUUAUAUCACACGGAUUGGGUCCUUAUUUCAAGAAAAAAAAUAAUCGAAGAUAUAUGUUGUUAAGAUAUUGGUCUAAUGAAAAACAAUGUGUUGUUAAUCGAUUUUAUAAAUCAGUUCUAUUAGGUCAUGCUUAUGCAAAAACAAUUCGUGAUAUAAUUAUUGAAUCAUUUGCUACUGAUGGAUUAAAUAUAAAUAAACUUUUAAUGUUAGGAAGAGAUAAUCCCAAUAUUAAUAUUUCACUUUAA